UCUUUGAAUCUCCCCAUCAACUAGCGCCAAAAUCAGAAACUUCAGAUUCAGAACGUUAUAGUUCAUAGUUCAUACUCAUAGUAGAGAUAGAGUGGAGACAGUAGGACAGAUAGACAAUGGCUAUAGCUUCAACACUUUCCCCCAAUACUCUUCAUACGUAUAACAAUACUCUUGCUUUGCGUGCCACAUGCUCUUCUGGUUUCGCCUCGAAUUCGAGCUUGUUUGGCUCUAAGCUUCGCCCAAGAUCCUUUUUCUUGUCCGCGGGGAAACCUCACGCUAAUCGUUUAUCUGAAAUCAGACCCAUCUCUGCGUCUCACGAAGCUUUUGAUGUUGUGGUAAUCGGAGCUGGAAUCAUCGGGUUGACUAUCGCCCGCCAGUUGCUGAUCGAGUCGGACCUAUCAGUUGCUGUAGUUGAUAAGGCCGUUCCUUGUUCUGGUGCAACUGGCGCAGGGCAGGGAUAUCUGUGGAUGGUAAACAAAACACCAGGAAGUGAAAAGUGGGAUCUUACACUGAGAAGCUAUAAACUGUGGAAUAUGUUGGCAGAAAGUCUACAGAAGCAAGGCUCAAAUCCUUUGGAGGAAUUAGGUUGGAAAAAGACUGGAAGCCUAUUAGUUGGCAGAACUCAUGCAGAGUCAGAUAUGCUAAAAAGGAGGGUUAAACAGCUCACUGAGGCUGGGUUGAAAGCAGAGUAUUUGUGUAGCAGUGAUUUAUUCAACAAGGAACCUGCUCUGUUGGUGGAUGAAGACAGUGGAGCUGCCUUUCUACCUGAUGACUGUCAAUUGGAUGCUCAACGUACUGUGACAUAUAUUGAGAAGGCUAACAGGCAUUUUGCAUCAAAAGGACGAUAUGCAGAGUUCUACAAUGAGCCUGUGAAAUGCUUAAUCAGAGGGGGCAGCGAUGGAGAGGUUGAAGGCGUUGAGACUAUCAAGAACACAUUGUAUGGCAAGAAGGCGAUUAUCGUUGCGACUGGCUGUUGGACUGGUUUGGUGAUGCAUGAUUUGGUUAGAAACUGGGGAAUACAGUUACAUGUUCCUAUAAUGCCAAGAAAGGGUCACUUACUUGUGCUUGAGAAUUUCAAUUCCCUACAAUUGAAUCAUGGUCUGAUGGAGGCAGGUUACGUUGACCAUCAAAUUGCAUCUUCGCCUCCUAUGGUUUCAGGGUUGGAAAGAUAUGAUCAUGGGCGAAGCUUAUCUGUUUCAAUGACAGCAACUGUCAAUGCAAUGGGGAAUAUUCUUUUAGGAAGUAGCCGUGAAUUUGCUGGGUUCAGCACUGAUUUGGAUGAGUCCAUUGUCAAUCACAUAUGGAAGCGAGCUGGAGAUUUCUUUCCCACAUUAAAAACACUUUCCCUUUCAGAUCUCAGGGCAAGUAGAAAUGUCAGAGUUGGAUUACGACCCUACAUGCCUGCUGGGAAGCCUGCGAUUGGGCCUGUGCCUGGCUUGUCUAAUGUAUACCUUGCAGCUGGGCAUGAAGGGGAAGGGCUUUCGAUGGCUUUAGGGACUGCUGAACUAGUCACUGAUAUGUUGUUGGGUCGUCCUACAAAAGUUGAUGAUGCACCUUUUUCUGUGCAUCGGUGCUGUUGAUGAAAUGCCCGAUACGAAGAAGAAUUGUUAUUCAUGCAUUUGACAAAAUCUUGGUUGUAAUUACUGGUACAGGUCUAGGAUUUUCGAAAUAAGAGGCCAUCUUGUAACUUCCAUAAAUGGCUGAUUUUCAGAGUAUGACUUCCCUUACUGAUUAGCUUUCUUUCUGUAGUCCUUCCUAUUUUCAUUGAAUUUGUUUACCCCCACCUAUA
Molecule: messenger RNA, 1789 nt
Organism: Prosopis cineraria
Lineage: Eukaryota; Viridiplantae; Streptophyta; Magnoliopsida; Fabales; Fabaceae
Exons: 9
Coding region: 117-1580 (487 amino acids)
Cellular component (GO): cytoplasm
Molecular function (GO): oxidoreductase activity
Source: RefSeq, a predicted model, not a curated record